Molecule: messenger RNA, 750 nt
Organism: Morchella importuna
Lineage: Eukaryota; Fungi; Ascomycota; Pezizomycetes; Pezizales; Morchellaceae
Exons: 3
Coding region: 1-750 (249 amino acids)
Source: RefSeq, a predicted model, not a curated record
AUGGCGUUCUGCUGUCAAUCCCCUUCCCACAAAACCUGCACCACCAGCAAAGAUGAAGCCAUCGACGCCAAUCCCCCCAUUAAAGAUGAAGCCACUGACGCCAAACCCACGGCCAAACGAGUCCGCCGCACACCAUAUAUCCGCUGGUUCGGAGUCACACACCCAGACCUUCCCCCGGCGGGCACUGCACCAAGUGUCUCAAUCCCCAUGGUGAACCCCAUCCCGGUGGCUCUAGGAAUUUCUGCGGAGAAGAAGGCAAAGCACAUGCUCAAUCCUCGAGUGCACCUCGUCAAUGCAGCCCGUCAUGACCCAUUGAAUCCUGAUCGUCAGGCGAUUCUCAUGACAAUCACUGCAUGUACUAAGGAACCUACCCCUUCGUUCGAAGUUGGCAAGAUUACAUUCUGGUUCUCGCUAUCAAUUCCAUAUCGGAAGGAUCUUCUUAUACAGCUAGUAGAACUUGGAGUAAUGCAGUAUACCGGCUGGAAACUAAGCGAUCCUCCCGCGCUAGAGGUCCGUCUACUUCUCAGAGGAGACCAAUGCUCUAGACCAUGUUGUGGCUGUGGAGACUGGGAACAACUUGAUGAACCAGACAAGGAAACCGGGAAAAGAAGGUAUAGCAGGUUAUUGAGAUGCAGUGGAUGCCUUCAAUGCUUUUUUUGCUCUAAAAAGUGUCAAACUCUUCAUUGGGAUGACCAUUCUAAAUACUGCGGUGUCAUUAGACAGGCGUAUGGUGAUUCGCUGGUAUAUUAA